CCGACUCUAGCACACUGCACAGAUACUCCAGACAAUUUGGCAGUCGAUCUCAUCUCUGAGGAACUGAGCGGUUGGAGGACCCGAGAAAAGAAACACCCGGUUUGCGUCCAUAUGAGGAGCCACUGACCGUGGGAACGAUGAUAAUCACGAAUCCUUCCCCGGACAGCAGGACUUAAAACCUGCAGUCCCACUGCUCAACCCUUCCCAUUUAUUUCCACAUUGUAGUAGAGAUACGGACCUAGUGACAUUUUAGUACCAUCUCCCCUGUACAGCCUAUUUUAACCCCUUACAUUGAGCUGACAGUAUCUUGGGACGAUGUGGAAAACCGGUCUUCUUCUCCUCUUUUGGGGACUAUUAACGUCCAGUGAACUCCAGCAAGAAGAAACGGAGCCGGAGCGCCGAAGUCAGCCACGGUCGGGGAAGUUGGAUUUUGGCUAUGUGCCUCAGGGAGUUUACCAAACCCUCGCCUAUUACGAACCUGGAGUAAUAGGGAUACUGUUCCACAUGGUGCACGCUUUUCUAUACGUCGUGCAGCCCAACCCGUUCCCCGAAGAUCUCGUCAUCAAAGUCGCCAAGGAUAAAUUUGGAGCCAUUCAGUCGGAAUAUCAGAAGCCAGAGAACAUUGUUCUGACACUCCAGGCCAUCUACUAUGAGACAGGCUUCAUGGUGUGUGCCGUGCUCGGCCUGCUCUUCAUGGUCCUGCUGCCCCUGGUCGGCCUCUUCUUCUGCCUGUGCCGCUGCUGCGACAACUGUGGCGGCGAGAUGCACCAGCGCCAGCGGAAGAACGCAGACUGCCAACGGGGCCUGCUCACCACGCUGCUCUUCGCCACCUCGCUCGUCAUCACGGCUGGAGUACUGUGUGCGUAUGCAGCUAACCAGAACCUGAGCUCUCAGCUCAAAGGCAUGAGGAGACUGGUCAGCAGCAACCUGAGGGACCUGCAGAGCUUUACCAACGAGACGCCAACGCAAAUUGAUUACCUAAUAGCACAAUACGCCACUGCCAAGAACAAAGUCCUUUCUGACUUAGAUAAUGUGGGUCCUCUGCUUGGAGGGAAAAUUCAUGAGGAAUUGGGAAAAGAGGUCCGUCCUGCACUGGACGGAGCGCUCAGUAUGGCUGUUGUCAAAGUGGAGAGGGCCAUUAAAGCCAUGCGGGAGACCAAGGAGGCCCUGGAGAACGUGAGUGUGUCUCUGGAGGUUCUUCAGGAGGCGACAUGGAAGCUCCACUUCAACCUGAGCCUGGUGCGCUCCAGCCUCAACAAAACCCUCAACGACCCGGGCUGCAGCGACGAGGACUCGGACGCCACCACCGCCCAGCUCUGCCGCUCCAUCCGCAGCUCCCUGGCACAGCUCCACGUCAGCGCCAACUUCACCCGGUUACCUGAUGUGAACAAUCAGCUGGAAAGUGUGAAUCAAUUGCUAAAGACAGACCUCAGCAAUAUCAUUCAAAAGGGCUACUCCUCAUUCAAUGACACUCCAGGCAUGGUGAGUGACCAGAUGAGGAACGUAGUAGAGGGAGCCCGGCGCAUGUUGGACAUCAUCGGCACCAACAUCAGCAGCUUCUCCAAGGUGUUCCCUGUACACAGCACUAUGGCCAACUUCACCAACUUCAUCAGUCACACACACUCCAAGAUAGAAGAUUCCUACCCCGAGAUCGACCAGAUUGACUUCUACAGGUGGAUUUGCUGUAUCGGCCUGUGCUGCAUGGUGGUUCUCAUCCUGGCCUUCAACUUCCUGGCCAUACUGUGUGGCUCCAUAGGAUACGACAAGCACGCCUCCCCCACCACACGGGGCUGUGUCUCCAACACCGGCGGCACCCUGCUCAUGGCCGGUGUGGGCUUCAGCUUCCUCUUCUCCUGGAUACUGAUGGGAGUGGUGACCGCCACCUUUCUGGUCGGGGGCAACGUGGAGAAGCUGGUCUGCGAGCCCUUCCACACCAAGCAGCUCUUCAAGGUUUUGGACACUCCUCACCUGGUGAACCCUGAGUGGAGGAACUUCAUCCCUGGGUACAUGUACAACGACUCAGACCUGGAUCUCACAGUGGAAAGUCUCUACAGUAAUUGCAAAGAGAAUAGAGGUAUUUACUCUGCCAUGCGCCUGGACAAAGUCUUCAAUGUCACAACCUUCCUAAACUCUAGCCUGGACACCAAGGAGGUGGGGAAGAUGUUUAACAAUGUGAAGAUUGACCUGAGAGCUAUCAUCCUGCUGGAGUCUGAGGGGAAGCAGAACCUCAUUGGCUUCUCUGAGACGGGCGUCGCCGAGAUCAACUACGUAGCCUAUCUAGAGGAGGUUAACAAAGGGGUGACUCAGGUGGACUUACUGUCGUACGCCAAUGAGCUCGAGGCACAGACAGACCUUAUGCCCAAGGGGCCCCUCCAGACCUCUCUAAAGGGCCACGCCAACAGUCUCCGGCAGAUCCACAGUCAGCAGGUCAUCCCUAUGGAGCAGGCCAUGAAAUAUGUUAGAGCGAGGAGUAUGCUGAACCAGAGCAUCAGACUACUCGAGAGGACGGCCUCAGACCUGCCGAACAAAGUCACUGAUGUGCUGGCGACCAUCGAAGCAGCCCAGUAUCUAAUCUCCCAGAAUGCAACACAAGUCGUCAACCAGGAAACGGAAAAGUACAAGCAAACCAUUGUUGGUUACUUCAGGCAAUACAUAGAGUGGGUCAGGACUUCUCUGACCAUGGAGGUAGCGGCCUGCAAACCCUUCAGUAACAUCGUGGACACAGUGGAGAUCAUAGCCUGCAGCUUCUUGGUUGACUCAUUGAACACAUUCUGGUUUGGCCUAGGCUGCUGUGCCCUAUUCCUCCUUCCUAGCAUCAUCCUGUCAGUAAAACUGGCAAAGUUCUACCGUAGGAUGGACACAGAGGAUGUUUAUGAUGACAUUAUUACAAUUCCCAUGAAAACCAUCCCUGCCUAUGACACUAUGUCUAGAUUCCCACGGGCCUCAGCUCCCCCCAGGCAUAUUGACUGGUGAGAGAGGGCCAGGCUUUUUGACCAACUCCAGAAAGUGCCAUUGGAAGCUGGAACUGAAACACUAGAUUAUCCUAAUGUCCUGUCACAGCCUUUUCUGGAUAUCUGCUGUCCAAUAGGACCCCCUCAGACACUACAGAAGGUGCUGUCAUCAACCCUUUAUUUGAUCUUCCCUGGGGAACUAUAUGGAAGCCAUACAUCUGAGCCCGUGUCGGUCGACCUUCAUCCUUCACCUCACACAGCUGUCUAAUGUGUUUACAUUAGUCUGGCCACAAUAUCAGAGCCGAGGCUGAGUUCAAAUUGAGGACACAACAACAAUUCCAUGGCUGUGUACUCUCAAACCUUUUGUACUUCUUUCGUGUUGUGUAAACAGUGACUGAAAAGAUCUUUAAAAGGUCAUGUAGAGCUACUAUGAGUACAUUGCCAUUUCUGCUCAUAGUUGAGUGGUCUUUGCAAUGAUGUUUUACUAACUGAUGGGGAGAGCUGUUUGAGACGUAUCAUGUGAAACAAAGACUUGGUGUAGAAACAGACUUGAUGGUCUUGGAUCAUAGGCCUAUAUGUUUGUGCUUGAAUAAUAUAAGGACAAUAUAGCAUGACUUUUGUAUGUUUCCAACAUUACAAGACAGCCAGAGGUUGUUAUCCAUGCUGGGUUGAGGCAAACUACUGACGGUUGCCUUUUAGACCUGUUUUAGCAUUUUGACUGAUGUCCACCAUCUUGUUGGCUAUGAGGAAUUACUGUAUCUCAUAUCAGUGUAUAACAGGUGGAAUAUCACAUGAACCUGGACAGAAAUGUCAAGAGACUAUAACAUUCCUUAGUUGAUUAAUUGAUUAACAAUAAUGCAAAGUAUCAUGUUGAGUAUACUAACAUGGCAUGUUAAUCAAUAUAUUUUGGGGGCUAUUGUAGUGGUCAAACUUUAAAUUGGAGAACUGCUAUUUAAAGCCAAAUCCUAUUUUUACUGUAGGUCUCAGGUCUUUAGUUGUAUAACAGUUAUGAAUAAUAUAUUGUUUCAAUCUUUUUUUUUAUCCAACAGUAGCUUUUGGGACCUAUGGAACUAUGGAAGGGUGAAUGUAUUGAAUAGUUAUUUGUAUAAAGAGAUGUAUUGCUUAAAGUGAAUGAUGACACCCGUGUGGACUAUGCUGAACAACGUUAACAUACUGUACGGUACAUGCCACCCUGAUAAUAUAACCCAUCUGUUCUCACUUGUUUAUAGGUUUUUAUGUUCCUUCUGCUUCAUAAAGAUGGGGGACAUUAGCCUACUUAACUACCAUGUGCUGUCAAUCAAAUGACAUUAAGCCAAUCCAAUAGAGGCUUGUUGAUGAGAUGAGCGAGGACUUGUUAUUGGUAUAACUGAUCUUGCCCAUUGAGUCUAGGAAAGAAGCUUCACUUCCCAAUAACUAUUAUUUAAGUACAUGCCUGCAGACUGCUUACCUUAAGAAGUGUAUGAUUAUUACAUAACAUGCUAUUUUACUGAGUUCUAAUGAUAGACAUGUUAUAUGCACAAUCUGGUUAGAUAGUGGGUGCAAUGUUUACUGGUUGUUUUAAGGGUAAAACUGUAAUGGUGGCACUGGAUAGUGGGGCACUGAUGGUGCCCAUUGGAAAUGAGUGUCCUUGUAUGAUGUUUUUUUGAAAGUGUACAAAUGUGAAUAAACUUUCAGUUUCA
Molecule: messenger RNA, 4630 nt
Organism: Coregonus clupeaformis (lake whitefish)
Lineage: Eukaryota; Metazoa; Chordata; Actinopteri; Salmoniformes; Salmonidae
Product: prominin-1-A
Exons: 29
Coding region: 316-2973 (885 amino acids)
Cellular component (GO): microvillus; cell surface; prominosome
Molecular function (GO): cholesterol binding
Source: RefSeq, a predicted model, not a curated record